UCAUCAACAACUUAGAAAACUUUCUAAGCAAUAGAUUGAGAGAAAUCCAACUUUUAUUUUUAGGACUCUCAAAUCAACUAAGAAAAAUGGCUUUUUGGUCUGCUGAGAAUGCUACUAAAGCCUAUCUUAGUACAUUGAAAACGGAUCAAAGAACAAAAGAACCAAACGUGGCUGAAUUUAUAUCGGCUCUAGCCGCCGGAAACAACGCCAGAAAGAUCACCGUGGCUUUUACCGGAGCAGCAAACGCUGACAUACUCCUUGCCUUGAUCGCUGCCGCUAAUCAAACGCGUGGUCAAGUGGUAUGUGUUUUACGUGGCAUUGAAGAACUGAUCAUAUCCAAAAAAAUGUUGGAACCAUCAGAGAUUCAUCAGAUACAUUUCGUAGUGGGAGAAUCUAGCGACGAGACUUUAAUUAAUGAUCAUUUCGGAGAAGCUGACUUCGUCCUCGUCGAUUGUAACCUCGAGAACCACCAAGAUAUCGUUACAAAGAUCGUUAAUCAUCAUGAAGAAAACGCAAGAACCAGAGGUGGAAGCGGUGUGGCGGUUGUGGUGGGUUAUAACGCGUUUUCGAGAGGGUCUUGGAUAUUUAGCGAUGGGAGGAAAACACAGUUUUUACCUAUAGGUGGAGGGUUGCUUGUGACGAGGGUCAACGAUAAUGGUAAUUAUAAUCAGAAAAUGAUGAUGAGCAAGAACAAUCACCAUCAUCAUCACCAUGACCGUGUAAGAAAGAGUCAUUGGGUGGUGAAAGUUGAUAAGUGCACAGGAGAGGAGCAUGUGUUUAGGGUUAGGGUUCCACGAGGAGAAGCCAUUAUUGAAGCUUAAUCUAAACCUUAUAAUAUUAUUGGGUAAUGGGUACUUUAGAGCAAAAGUCACCUCUGUGAUGGUUCAGACGAGUGAGAGUAGUAAGAAGAAUAGUUAUCUUUAUAAGUGAUUAGAAGGAUUUUUGAUUGGUGUUGGAGUGUUUUGUUUGUAUGAAGUUUUUUAUUUAAAAACUUAUUUUUCUUGUAAGUGUGAAUAUGAAGAUAUGUUUUUCGU
Messenger RNA from Raphanus sativus (radish), 1034 nucleotides. RefSeq lists its product as uncharacterized. Lineage: Eukaryota; Viridiplantae; Streptophyta; Magnoliopsida; Brassicales; Brassicaceae. The transcript is spliced from 2 exons. The record is from RefSeq and is a predicted model, not a curated record. Bases 87 to 821 code for a protein of 244 amino acids.